UUAAUGGGUCUGUCCUCGAUUAUGGGUUCUAUCAACAUUAUCGCAACCGUAGUUAACCUGCGCGCCCCCGGCAUGACGUAUAUGAAAAUGCCGAUGUUCGUAUGGACCUGGUUGAUUACCGCCUUCCUGUUGGUGGCAGUUAUGCCAGUACUGGCGGGUGCGGUCACCAUGAUGUUGAUGGAUGUUCACUUCGGUACCAGCUUCUUCUCUGCGGCUGGUGGCGGUGAUCCGGUAUUAUUCCAGCAUAUAUUCUGGUUCUUCGGUCACCCUGAGGUGUAUAUCAUUAUCCUGCCGGCGUUUGGUGUGGUUUCACAGAUCAUCCCCAC
Molecule: messenger RNA, 326 nt
Organism: Priapulus caudatus
Lineage: Eukaryota; Metazoa; Priapulida; Priapulimorpha; Priapulimorphida; Priapulidae
Product: probable cytochrome c oxidase subunit 1
Exons: 1
Biological process (GO): aerobic respiration; respiratory electron transport chain; electron transport coupled proton transport
Cellular component (GO): membrane
Molecular function (GO): heme binding; cytochrome-c oxidase activity
Source: RefSeq, a predicted model, not a curated record